UUUUUGAAUUUUUCAACCAAUAAAUGAAAUCAAUAAAACGUACACGGCCGCUGAAACCUGAAUGACAGUUUCAAUUUCAGUCUUUUUUUUUUUUCCUCUUUCUAUUGAGAUUCAUGUUCAGCCCAUGUGCAUCACACAGUUUGAGAAGAGCAUUUAAAAUUACUUUAAACUCAGGAAAUAGCAGCACAGUUUGCUCAUUAAAUGCAAAUUCAGCUUUCCAAACACCACAAUUAGGAUAUAUUAAUGUUUUUAAAUAAUACUUCUCCUUGAAUAAAAAUGAUUAAGAAGUUGCUUUUUCACUUUACACUUGUAUUGUGACACUGGUGUUCGAACAUAUGUGGAGAAACCUGCUUAAAAUGAAUGAGCAUGACCAUAUUUUUAAUGUAACUGUACACAAUACUUGCUUAUUUCCACUAUGAUGCGUAUGAAUAUUUAUAUAUGUAAAUUUAUGCAAUAAAAAAGUUCAUCCACUAAAGAAGAGUAUGCUUGGAUGGAUUUGUCACAGUUAUGUUUCUACAUAAAAUUAAAAGUUGAAUAAUUCUCCGGAGUGUUACUGUUUAUAAUGGAUUAAUGUAGAGUUAUGAUUUUUGUCAUGAUUUUAAAAUGGUUUACACAAAGUUUAACAGACAAAGAGACCACUGCUAUAAGUUCACAUGCAAGCAAGUUUUUGGAUGACACAUACUUUUAAAUUGGUAAGUCAGCAAAAUACAUAUUUUCAUAUUUUCCUCUGAAAAUAUAAAUACUAGACUCGAACAUUAAUAAUGACAGAGAGAUAUUUGGACGAUUUUGAAAUACCACGUUGCAACCGUCUUUGGCAGGAUUGGGUUUUGUUUUUUGGUUUUUUUUUCUUUUUGCACUUUUAAACUUUCUGUUGCAGCUCUCAUCCAUCAUUUCGUCCUCUUUCUUGAGGAAACAAUCCUGCGAGUCUCUUCCCCUCGUCAAUUCGCGGUAUGAGUUCAUUUUAUUUGAUGCGAUAAUCUCUUCUUUAUUUUAUUUAAUGACUUGAUCCUUUUCUUCUUCGCUCGUCUCUGUACUUCAGUCUCUUUAACCAUCACAGUUAAUGUCUAAAAAGGCAGUUAACUGCAUUUAAGAAUAUUGGAAACAGAGAGAGAGGGUUGAAACCAGAAUAAUAAAAUCUCGGAUGGAAACCACAGACUCGGUCAGCUUCAUUUUUUUGAUUUAUGUGGCAUAGGCCGAGGCUACAUGUUCUUUUGUUAUUUUUCCUCUCUCAGAGGAGGCCGGGAAAGAGUUUUAUAGUCCGCUUUUUUAUAUACAGUUCUCCUACGGUAAUGUGUCUAAUACCAUGAAUACAAUUUAGUGUCUCUAAGUCUGUUAUCUUAAUGGAGAAAUCCGGCUGGAGAUUUUUUUUCUGUGAGAUGAUGUUAAGAGUAAUCUCUUGCCUCAGACUCCACUGGACUAAUCCCAGUGGAAAAAAUAAUGCCAGUGAAAUUGAAAUAAUGUCCACAUGGUGAUUGAUGAGUAACCCAUUCAUGCGUUUAUCUUGAAAAAUGAUUCGACACUCUCCGUUUGGGGAGGUGGGAUGUCCUCUUUUCAUCCACCAAUCUCCGUCCGCUUUCCUCCAUCUCUGGGUUUUUAUUGCUUCUUAGCGAGUCUUCAAAGAGCCCGGAGCCUGUAAUUAGGGGGCGGGCUCCCUGCGCCUCAAAACACUUCCCCGCGUUACUGCCCGACUUCUCCCAAAGUGUCCCGGGACUCAGAGCUGCGCUUCUCCCACUCCCCUCAGCUUCCUUAGGAUUUUGUUUCUCAGGGAUGGCCGCAUCUAUUCUGGAGGUAGGGAAUGUAAUUGAAGACGCACGCUAUGGCUCCAGUCCUCUGGCUAUGUUAACUGCUACCUGUAACAAGUUUGGCAGCACCAGCCCCGUCAGGGAUUCGGCUACACCCGGUAAGACCGGCAGCACCACUCCAGUAAAGAAGCCCUACACCAUGACCUCUGACCUUCAGACAGCUAAGAACGGACGGACCGCAGACGGCAGUGGCCUGGCGGACUCCUACACUGGCUCCUUCACCACAGCUGCAGGAGGAGGAGGAGGUGGCGGGCUGCUUACUCCAACUGGAAGCCCCCCUCCUUCAGCCGGAGGCUACACUACAGAAUAUAAUCCUUUCUCCCACUCCUUCCAGACCUCUGUCUCCCAGGACCCGUCUCUUUUAGUGUCCAAGGCCCACGCUACGGCCGAUUGCCUCACCAGUGUCUAUACCUCACUGGACAUGACACACCCUUAUGGCUCCUGGUAUAAAGCCGGUAUCCACCCUGGCAUUACUGCUGCCCCGGCUAAUGCCACAUCCUCCUGGUGGGACGUCCACCCCAACUCCAACUGGCUGUCAGCAACGCAGCCCCAGGCAGACGGAGGCCUCCAGGCCUCCCUGCAGCCUGUAGCACCACAGGCCUCCCUGAGCCCACAACUGCCCAGUUACAGCACCGACUUUACACCCCUCAACCCAGCACCUUACCCCUCUGUGGGACUGGGCUCCUCCUCACACCUCCUCCAGCCUUCCCAGCAUAUGCUGCCCCAGGACAUGUACAAGCCCAAGCCCGUGCCAAGUGCAGGGCUGAUUGAGAGUCCCAUGGGCCUAAAGCCUGCUAGGGGAUCAGGGGGCUACAGCGGAGGGGCAGCACCCACUAGAUCCUCAUGUGACUGCCCCAACUGCCAGGAGCUGGAGAGGCUGGGAGCCUCUGCUGCAUCCCUGAGGAAGAAGCCAGUCCACAGCUGCCACAUCCCAGGCUGUGGGAAGGUCUACGGCAAGGCCUCCCACCUCAAAGCCCACCUGCGCUGGCACACCGGUGAGCGGCCCUUUGUUUGCAACUGGCUGUUCUGCGGGAAGCGUUUCACCCGCUCGGACGAACUGGAGAGGCACGUGCGCACCCACACACGGGAGAAGAAGUUCACCUGUCUACUGUGCAACAAGCGUUUCACACGUAGCGACCACCUCUCAAAGCACCAGAAGACCCAUGCGGAUUCUGCAAUGCAGGGGAAAGCUGUAGCUGUGGAGGGAGACACAGAUCCUCGGAGUGAAGAGGCCGCAGAGCUCAACACCAGCGCUGUAGCCACCAAUCCUGUCGCUGACCAAAUCACCAACGGAGAUGAGAAGACUGGCACACCUAAUGGAGUGGAGAACAGCAGUGGACUGUUGGAGAUCUGACUUCAUUAAAUCUUUCACUUAGUACUAUUUGAGACGUGGUGGGUUCGUUUUUAUGGUGAAAAAUCCAUCUUUUAAAUAAAAAGAAAGACAGUAUUUUGUUUCAAGACAUACAAAGGACACCAGAUCGAGUUAAAAAAGACUUGAUAUGAUAAAUGACUGAGCAUGUUGCAGGUAGCAAUCACUUCAUUUUUCUCUGGACCACACACAAACACACACACACACACAGAGAAAGACACACACAACAUGAGCAACCUUGCAAACAUAUACCAAUGCACACCAAUGUAUGCAGGCACACAGAACGCACAUGAGCAACCAAACCAGGAAGUACAUGAACACAGAUAUAACAUGCGUGUCCCAUGUGCACAUAUACAUGCACACAGAUAACUAUGAGCAAAUGUGCAAGCAUAUAUAUAAUGCAUAGGCACACACACAAAACUAUCUCUGCACACACAUACGCACACACACACACACACACACACA
Molecule: messenger RNA, 3636 nt
Organism: Seriola aureovittata
Lineage: Eukaryota; Metazoa; Chordata; Actinopteri; Carangiformes; Carangidae
Gene: sp7
Product: Sp7 transcription factor
Exons: 2
Coding region: 1768-3156 (462 amino acids)
Biological process (GO): regulation of transcription by RNA polymerase II
Molecular function (GO): RNA polymerase II cis-regulatory region sequence-specific DNA binding; DNA-binding transcription factor activity, RNA polymerase II-specific
Source: RefSeq, a predicted model, not a curated record